GUGGGCGGGGCGAGUGGUGUCAGCGGCGGAGCCGGAUGCGGGCGUCGCCGGGGCCGCAGCGGCCCUGGGGAUGGGCGGAGCCCCAGCCGCCAGUGCUGGUGGCCGCCGCCGCUGCCGGAGCCCGAGCGGCCGCCUCUGCUCCCGCGCGUCGCUGCUUCCUAGGGCGGCGGUAUGCUGGGGAAAGGGGUAGUCGGCGGUGGCGGCGGCACCAAGGCGCCCAAGCCCUCCUUCGUGUCGUACGUGCGCCCAGAGCAUCUUGGUGCCAAAUGCGAUUGAGAGAAAUUGUGUUUUGGAACCUUUAGGGAUGUUGGCUCUUGGAAUUUGCCCUUCUGGCUGGAUGAAAUUAAGCUGAGAAUAACAACUUCAGUUUUUAACUCCAGGCCCUCGCAAACAGUGAAGGGUUGAUGUGAAGCAUUUUGGUAUAUAUAAGCAUUCCGGCCUGAUGAGCUUGGUUGUGGGAUCGCCCUCCACACACCCCUGUUCUUUUCAAGAUCAGCGAUCUUCUGGCAGGACCCAUUUUCUGCCUUUCCUGAGGUGCCCUGGGUCGAUCCCACAUUUGAGAAGAUGGGCACCUUAAAUAUGAACUUGGAAAUUCACACAAACGAGAAGGAAGUAACAGAGAAGGAAGUCACUCUUCACUUGUUGCCAGGUGAACAGCUGCUUUGUGAAGCCAGCACGGUGCUGAAGUAUGUCCAGGAAGAUUCCUGUCAGCGUGGGAUCUAUGGGAAACUUGUCUGCACGGACUUCAAGAUUGCUUUCUUGGGCGAUGAUGACUCUGCAUUGGAUAAUGAUGAAACCCAAUUUAAGAAUAAGGUUAUAGGAGAAAAUGACAUAACACUCCACUGUGUUGAUCAGAUUUAUGGAGUGUUUGAUGAGAAAAAAAAAACUCUCUUUGGACAACUGAAGAAAUACCCCGAGAAACUCAUCAUCCACUGCAAAGACCUCCGAGUAUUCCACUUCUGUCUGAGGUACACAAAAGAAGAGGAAGUCAAAAGGAUUGUCAGUGGCAUAAUCCAUCACACCCAGGCUCCCAAACUGCUUAAGCGAUUGUUUCUGUUUUCCUAUGCUGCUGCUGCACAAAACCAUGCAGCCACUGAUCCCAGGAACCAUACGGUGAUGUUUGACACACUUAAGGACUGGUGUUGGGAAUUGGAGCGGACCAAAGGCAGUGUCAAGUACAAAGCAGUGAGUGUCAAUGAAGGCUAUAAAGUCUGUGAAAGAUUGCCAGCAUACUUUGUUGUCCCCACCCCUCUUCCCGAAGAGGAUUUGUCACGCUUUCAGGGUCACGGCAUACCAUUAUGGUGUUGGUCCUGCCACAAUGGAUGUGCCCUUUUGAAAAUGUCAGCACUGCCCAAAAAAGAACAGGAUGAUGGCCUUUCACAAAUGCAAAAGAGCUUCUUGGAUGGAAUCUAUAAGACCAUCCACAGGCCACCCUAUGAAAUUGUUAAAACUGAAGACCUGUCAAGCAACUUCCUGUCCCUGCAGGACAUCCAGACUGCCUACUCUAAAUUCAAACAGCUGUUUCUGAUAGAUAAUAGUACCGAAUUUUGGGACACAGAUAUAAAAUGGUUUUCUCUGUUGGAAAGUAGCAGCUGGCUUGACAUAAUCAGACGUUGCCUGAAAAAAGCAAUAGAGAUCACAGAAUGUCUAGAAGCACAAAACAUGAACGUUCUUCUUUUAGAGGAGAAUGCUUCCGACCUCUGCUGCCUCGUUUCCUCUCUGGUGCAAGUGAUGAUGGACCCCCACUGUAGAACCAGGAUUGGUUUCCAGAGCCUUGUCCAAAAGGAGUGGAUCAUGGGCGGGCACUCUUUCCUGGAUCGCUGCAACCAUCUACGUCAGAGUGACAAAGAGGAGGUUCCUGUGUUCCUGCUUUUCUUAGAUUGUGUCUGGCAGCUGGUGCACCAGCACCCCCCAGCAUUUGAUUUCACAGAGACUUACCUGACUGUGUUGUCAGAUAGCCUGUACAUACCUAUUUUUAGCACCUUCUUCUUCAAUUCGCCUCAUCAGAAAGAUAACGUGGGCAGGGAAAGCCAGGAUACACAAAGCAAGCCUUUGAAUCUGCUCACCGUGUGGGAUUGGUCUGUACAGUUUGAACCCAAAGCCCAGAUGUUGCUCAAAAACCCUCUUUAUGUGGAAAAGCCAAAACUGGACAAAGGCCAGCGGAAAGGAAUGCGUUUCAAAGGACCUCAGGGCCGGGGUGGACGUUUCUCCUCCUGGUUUAGUCUCUUUCCUGCCAGCUGGACCAGAACUGCCCUGAGCUCCGGAACAGCUUGGCCAGAGCAUCAACGACAACUUUCUUUGCCACUCACCCAAUCUAAAUCAUCUCCCAAAAGAGGAUUUUUCAGGGAAGAAACCGAUCAUUUAAUUAAAAACCUUCUGGGCAAGAGAAUUAGCAAAUUAAUUAACUCUUCCGAUGAGCUACACGACAACUUUCGAGAGUUCUAUGACAGCUGGCACAGCAAACCCACUGACUACCACGGUCUGUUGUUGCCGCACAUUGAGGGGCCAGAAAUCAAAGUGUGGGCUCAGCGCUACUUGCGUUGGAUUCCAGAAGCCCAAAUCCUGGGCGGUGGCAGAGCGGCCACCGUGAGCAAACUCUUGGAAAUGAUGGAGGAAGUAGAGCGCUUACAAGAGAAAAUCGACGCGAGACCCCAUGGCCAGGGGGCGCUCCUGGCAGAGGCCCCCUUGUUGCUGAGGGGCUCUGCCCGCCUGUCAGCCCUGUUUCCUUUCGCUCUGCUGCAGCGACAUCCCUCUAAGCCGGUCUUGCCCACCAGCGGCUGGAAAGCUCUGGGUGAUGAAGAAGAUCUGGCCAAACGAGAAGACGAGUUUGUGGACCUCGGGGAUGUGUGACUCAUCCACUCAGUGAUGUGAAAGAGGAACGUUGAAGGUUGAGGCAGGAGUCCACCAUGUUUGAUCUCCGGAUUAGCGGCUCAUGCUUUACUGCUGUGGGGGUGGGGGGAGUGGGAGGCCUCAGGCAUUAGUCCAGGGCUCUGUAGGAGGAAGCCGGGAUCUUCAGGAAAAGAGCUGGUUCUCGUGGGUUUUUUUCUUUCUCCUGAAGACUAUGCAAUUAAAAUCAUAUCUCUAGUAUUAUUAAUUGGAAGAAGUUACUACUUGACCUAUAAAAGAACUGUGGCCAUUGUGCAUAAGUAUUAUAUAGAACCUGCAGUGGCUGGUUUACUACUAGAAAGGGCUUUGGUCAGACACUCCUGGACUCAAUGCUUUCUUCAGAUCUUUUUUGUGCCAAGAUAAUUUAUCCAGUCAUUGGGAAUUUAUCCAGUCUACCCAUCUUAGCUUGGAGAAAGUGCAGCUUUAUGUGAUGUGUGUAUGGCAAAUCGAAAGACUCACUUAGAGGUAUUAAGAUUAUGGCAUUCCUUUAAGCCAUAGUAUUUUUCCUUUCUGUGUCCUCUUGCCUGAGAAAAGCUGGGGAAAUUCCACCCAUAGCACCCAUCCUGACAUUUCCAACCAUCCCCCGUCCUGCAUAGACUGUGUCACUUUGUGUGGGGUUGGUGGGCUAGCCAAGCAGCCACACCGCCCUUUUGUGUGCUGACAGCUCUGGGUCUCUCUCUGCCCACUGGGCACCCCUCACUGCCGUCCCUCCAUGCUCCCCGCCACGGGGCAUGUAGUCCAGAAUCUUGCUGCUGAAUCUGUUGGUUAAACUGGGGGAAUCCCUUUGGUUUGCCUGAAGGAGCUUCCAUGCUUCUGGAGCCUCUCCGUGUUUGAAAGUAAUGGCUUUGCCUUUUUCUGACAGUGUGCUGAGGCUUGGGAACGCUUGUGACCUCUGCAGCAGCCCUCCCAGACAUGAGCAGGAUCAUUUUUGAACGUGGCUUUCAUAGGGAAGCAACUGAGCAUAAAUAUGAGAAGAGAUGGUUAUCAUAUAGUACCUCAAUGAUUUAAAAAGCCAUAGAAGAAACUUGACUAUGCCUGGUGACCUUCUUGAAUCUGCUGUCUAAAUGGUAUAUAUUUUGUAAUGCAGGAAAGUACACUUUGUAAGGACCAGUUUUUUCAUUCUCAGUAGAACCCUGUUAAAUCCCACAAAAGGAAGGUGGGGGAGGAGGAAGCUAAUGUUAGAAUGUUUCAAAUAGAAUGUUUGCCUUUGAUAUACAUUUGCUAUCCAGGAUAGAUCCCAAUUUGAAUGUUACAUGUUUAGAAAAACUUCAGUUCUUUAAGGGCAAUAAGAAAUUUUGAAACUGUUGAUAAAGAAGUUUCUCAGUUUGCACUGAAUAUUGUCUUUCUGUUUGUACAAGAAAUUGCUUUGCUCUUCUCCCCUCUUCAUGUUGGCACAUGAGCCAUGUUGGUCUGUUAAAAUGACAGAGGUUGAGGAGAGGGCAGGAUUCGUGCAUUGGGGUCCAAACACAUGUCCGGUCUUGGUUGCCUUAAGUCUCACUAGUGAGUUCAGUGUUAGGCUUGCAGUAGGGAUUUUGCAAAUACACUAGUCUAUGAGCUACCUUAACAUACGUUCUGUGGGCCUUCUUAAACUAGCACUAACCUCCACUUCUCUGCCCCGUUGCCUCCCAGAUACACUAUGGAGCUAUUUUUGUUACCAUAUUAUAACACGAAUAUUUAUACAGUAGCCUCUUCAAUCUUAGAAUCUUAGUAAUUUUCAUUCCAAAAAUGCCCGGUGUGAUGCUUUACACUCCACAAAGUAUGGUUUAAAGGCACAAGGUCAUGGCCCUUGUCAUAGCAGUUGAAUGUGCAUUGAAGUAUUUUUCUAUGAUUUUUUUAAAAAUUACAAUAGAAAAAUAAGCUGUUGUAACGUGAGGUCAUGACAAUUUAUGUAUUUAUAUUUGAAAUCAGAUUUCUAUAAACUUGUAUUUGUGUACAGAAUUCUUAGUGGGUUUAUAUAUUGUGACAUUUUUAUUCAAGAUUGAGAUAUGGGUUAUGCUUAACAGUAAAAACUGAAAUGAGACCAUUUACUUUGUUUAAAAUGCUGCACUGUGCAAGUUUGGAAAUGUACAUUAAUUUACUGUAUAUAAUAUCCUGAGUUUGUUUAUACCUCCAAGUUUUUACACUGAAGAUAAAUUAGCUUUAAUUACAUUAAAAACUUUUUUUUUAAGGGAAUAAGCUGUUGGGCUAUAUCUGUAUAAAUGUGCUUUUUAUUUUCUGGAUGUAUGAAAGUUUAUACUUGUAUCUCACUGCAUCAUACCUGAUUGCAGAAAUUAAAGCACAAUUUACAAGCA
Molecule: messenger RNA, 5177 nt
Organism: Acinonyx jubatus (cheetah)
Lineage: Eukaryota; Metazoa; Chordata; Mammalia; Carnivora; Felidae
Gene: MTMR12
Product: myotubularin related protein 12
Exons: 18
Coding region: 565-2850 (761 amino acids)
Source: RefSeq, a predicted model, not a curated record